Toxotes jaculatrix (banded archerfish) is the source of this 2117-nucleotide messenger RNA. It is a transcript of the gene cldn23l, whose product is annotated as claudin 23-like. The record is from RefSeq and is a predicted model, not a curated record. Gene Ontology annotation, molecular function: structural molecule activity. Gene Ontology annotation, cellular component: bicellular tight junction; plasma membrane. Gene Ontology annotation, biological process: bicellular tight junction assembly; cell adhesion. The coding region runs from base 404 to 1162 and encodes 252 amino acids. Lineage: Eukaryota; Metazoa; Chordata; Actinopteri; Toxotidae. The transcript is spliced from 3 exons.
AGAGGGAAGAGAGAUCAUGAAUAACGAAGACGUGGUUGCACCAUCUGCUGCCAGAGAGUGAAACAUGUUAACCAUUCAGAUGAGAGCAGAGAGGCAGCCACCGAUCUGCAGUGAGAUACACACAACCCGUCCUGAAUGGCAGAAUGAGGAGUCUUCAGCAAAAAGAAAGGAGACUUUCAAGCAAGAGAACAGAUCCACACUCUCCUGAGGGGUCCCAUGACACUGACAUAUGAUAAUAACAAGCAGCAUCCCUGUCUGGAGGAGAAGCAGCCACUAUCAUCUUUCUUUUUAAAAAUACCCACACUGGAAAGCACAUUGAACACAGGUACUGUUUGAUUUUUACAGAAAUCAAAUUACUUGUAUGUUGUGAGCGUUUCCCCGGAGUAUCAGGGUUGUACCACUUAUGAUGCACACUCCAGCCUCCAUGGUGAUGGGGAUUGUCUUUGCCCCUCUGGGACUGGUCCUUGUCUUCACUGCCGCCAUCACCCCUCAGUGGAGAGAGGGACAAGCACGUCUGGGCAUGACGGGGCCGGGGUCACUUCUUCGGUCAGGAGUCAGAGGCCAAGGGAUGGGGGUUAGGUCUGGAUCAGUGGAGGCACUGCUCUUGCUGCGCUCUGAUGGACUUUGGGAGAGCUGCCUGCAGGUGGAGCACUCUGAGCUGAAGCAGUGCUGGCCUGUAGCAGGUCCGUACCAGAGAGACCCCCGUGUUCGCCUAGCACAAGGCUUGGUCCUGACCUCCUUGUUCCUGUGUGGCACUGGUAUUGUUCUGGCUUGUAUUGGGGUCCGGUGCUGGACAGAUCUACCUCUGAGAGGUGUAGCAGCAACAGGUGGACUUCUGGUGGUGAUGGCCGGGCUGCUGAGCCUGACUGCCCUGGGGGUGUACACCCACAACCUUGGGAGACUGGGAAUGGUAGAUCCAAGUCAAGGGAUCAAUAACCACAGGUUUCCCCACCUGACCCUGCGUCCAGCCGGCUCACUCUACUUUGGGUGGCUGGGUUCAUGUUUACAGGUGCUGGGAGGCAGUGCUCUGCUGUUCAGCUUCAAACAACCAAAAUGUCCGACUUGCCCGUCCUGCCCAGAGCUACCUGACUGCCCCGCGUGCCGUUCAUGUCCAGAGAUUACGAACAAGCCAGACACAGAUGUAUAUGAAGUCACCUGUUAGAGUGUGAACCUCAGACUUAAAAUACUUUAAGACAACAUGGGUGAAGAUGAACAAAUCUGGACAUGAGGGGCACUUCUUAAAGUUACUUCCAAGUCAUCAGCUAAAAAAUCUGCCACAUAAUAAUGAAAUGAGUCCAUUCAAAAAUGUCUGUGAACCACAAAACAAUGCCACUACCUGAUUUUAAUGUCAGGUAUGAACAUGAUGGAUGUAACUGCCUCUCGACAUAGACAGGAACAUAACUUUUGGGUGUAAAAUACAGAGUGAUGAAUCAUGGAGUGCAAAGAUUGUUUCAGAUUCAUUAAGACCAUCGUGGUUUAUAAGAGCUCAAAUUCCUGCUGCCUUUAACUGCAACAUGUGGUGAAACAUGACUGAAGUAUCUCUUUGUGCUGCCUUUUACAGUGUAGCCAUGCCUUUGUACUGUUAGCAAGAAACAUGACAUUGUGCCCGAAGAAAACUGUGAAAUGUGAAAUAUUUGUGAUAAAUUAUAAGAGUGGACUAGCAGCUGAUUAGAUUAUGUUAGGGCUUCAAAACGAAAUGGAUGGUAGAGCUGGUUUUAGAAUUAAUUAUACAGAUUACUGUUGUAAAAGUUCAAAAACACCGUAUUUUCAUCUGUACCUUCAAGUUACUUGUUAAUAGAAUUUUUUGCUAAACUGAUAGAUAUGAAAUCCCUGUUUUCCUUGAAAAUAUGUUUUGUUUUUUUUGUUUUUUUGGAAUCCAUCCAACAAGUUUGAACGAUUUUCUCCGACUGUGCAAUCUGCUUUUUAAUGUCUUUUUAAUUCAGUCGCUGCGAGCAACGAAGAAGACCAAUUUUAGAGGUCAGAAGACUGUACACACAUCACAAGUAACCUGCUAAUUUCUUAACCUGUCUGUCAGGGUGAAUAUUUUGUAUAAUAUGAGAAGCCUUCAGCUAACGAAUGUGACACUGCUGACUUUUUACGGUCAGAAGAGAAAAGCG